ACUGAAAGGAGUUGACGGGAGAACGACGAGAAGAAGGCAUUGCACUCAAAAAUGAGCUCGAGAAUCUCAAUGAGAGAAUUACCCUCUCCGAGUGUCAGUCGCGCACGGGUGCCGUAUUGGUGAAGACGUGUGAAAGUCCGGUUCAAGAAUAGAGUUUCCCCUUAGUCGAGCAUUGGUCUUCGAAGGUUGAAAACGGUCAUCGACAAGAACAUAUCAAAAUAGUGAGGAGAAAUUCGAUUUCUCUCUUCUACUUUUUCCAAGUGGAAGCGGCUCAACAUGGAGUCCUUGGUGCUUUGCCCCGAGGAGCUCAGCCUCGCUCCAGUGGUCACCAAUUCGGCUAUUGGGAUCUCUCCCCCACCCGCAGACUUGACCAUUUGGAGCAUUGAAAAGCUGCAGAAAGGGAACAAGUUCCUUCCCUGGAAAGGAACAGUCAGGAGUGACAAAUUGCCAGUGUUCGAUAAGCUCCCAGAAUUUGAUGUAAGACAUCGAUUCGGUUUGUAUGACGAGAUCUCGGAAGUCGUCGGUCGAAAGAUUCGACAAUGCAAUUGGAUCCGAUUUCUCCGCUACUCCUUGGUGUACAAUGAUUCAGUGAACCUCAUUGGCACCAAGGGUCCCACCGGGGAGCCCAUCUUCGAAUUGAUCAAGGAUAUUGAUCCCAAAACUGAACUCGUUUGCUUCUUUGUGCCAGAGCGACCAGAGGAGACUUUCCUCCUACCCGCCAUCCAGUACUUGAGACACACUCUCUUCAAGAGGCUGGUGGACAAUGUCUUGGAAGAAAGCCCCUUGGACUUGUCCACCUCUUUAGUGUCCAAAGUAUUCCCUGUCUCGCCAACCCACUCUGAUGGUCGCAAAUCAGUGUCCAGCGAUUGCACAGUCUCAACCAAUGAGUCUGAAUCCGCGGCCUCCAAUGCCGCCAUGUCAGCCGCGGCUGCAGCCAUGUUUUCCAAAAGCCUAUUAGUGCCGCCUAGUUCCACUAUGCUGCCCAAGUCGACUCGUGCCAAAUCUCCUCCACAUAUCCUCUCGAUUGAGUCGCUCACCUCCAAAGUGUCACACCCGACCCCUCCAAGUCCUCCCAUGAGUGUGGGAGACUCUCUGGCCAAGUUCUUACCCUCUCCCACGGCCCCAAUUGUCACUUCCGCAGCCUCCACUCUGAAUAACAAUGUCUCGACACGUGUUCCCGCGGUGAGAAGGAGGGAGAAGAACAUGCUGCCCUGUAAUUAUUGUGGCAAGGCCUUCGACCGCCCUUCGCUCCUAAAGCGACACAUCCGGAUCCACACCGGAGAGCGACCCCACGUUUGUGAUAUUUGUAGCAAAGGCUUCUCCACAUCGUCUAGUUUGAACACUCACCGACGAAUUCAUAGUGGGGAAAAACCUCAUCAAUGUGGGGUUUGUGGUAAGAGGUUUACCGCCUCCAGCAACUUGUACUACCACAAAAUGACGCAUGUCAAGGAGAAGCCCCAUAAGUGCACAAUGUGCUCAAAAUCAUUCCCCACACCGGGAGAUCUCAAAUCCCAUACGUACGUCCACACAGGAACGUGGCCGUUUAAGUGCCAUAUUUGCCAUCGAGGCUUUAGCAAGCAAACCAAUCUCAAGAACCAUCUUCUACUUCAUUCAGGUGAUAAACCCUUCAAUUGUGAUAUUUGCCACAAAAAGUUUGCCCUGUCAUGUAAUCUAAGAGCCCAUCUGAAGACUCACGAAGCCGAAUAUCAAAACUCCGCGGCGUCCUUGGCGCUAUACCAAAGAGCCUUGGCCGUGUUGGGAUCUCAAGCAGCGGCGGCUGCGGCCGCGUCCUCUGAGGAUCAAGGCUCUCCGGCUUCAAAUGAGGAGGAUAACAUGGAAGAGGACGAUGAGGAGGGCAGUGAGUCGAGAAGUCGUCAGAGUGCCUCUCCCUCAGAUUUGAAGAAAACCCCACCUACCAGUGCCAAUUCAUCUCCCUCUAGAUUGGAGUUCACAAAGCAGCUGACAGUUGCUGUGUGAUCAAUUAAAUAUUAUGAUUUGUACAGAUUUGGUACCUAUGAGCCAAGCUAUUUUACGAGAAAAGCCAAAAAUUCUAGUCACGUUGUUCUCAAUUAUAACCUAGUAUGUUUACACUUGUUAUUUGACAAUGUUCUUAAUAAAUUGAAUUCCGCGCAAUCAA
Tigriopus californicus is the source of this 2137-nucleotide messenger RNA. Its product is annotated as zinc finger protein 19-like. NCBI's taxonomy places the organism in Eukaryota, Metazoa, Arthropoda, Copepoda, Harpacticoida, Harpacticidae. The coding region runs from base 277 to 1977 and encodes 566 amino acids. The transcript is spliced from 4 exons. Gene Ontology annotation, cellular component: nucleus. The record is from RefSeq and is a predicted model, not a curated record.